Molecule: messenger RNA, 1461 nt
Organism: Pedinophyceae sp. YPF-701
Lineage: Eukaryota; Viridiplantae; Chlorophyta; Pedinophyceae
Source: the annotation of a GenBank genome assembly
AUGGCGCGCCUAGAGGCGUCGAAGAGCGCGCUGUGCGGCUCCAUUGAUUUCUCGAAUCUGAACCCCUCGACACGCUUCGCGCCGUGCCGCAUCCGGCAGGAACAGCCCCUGUUCAAGGUGUUGCGGGAGGUCCCUGCCAUCCUGGACUUCGUCCCCGAAGACGACCUCGCCGAUGCGGCUGCGUCGUGCUGGCCGAUGCUCCUAGCCGUGCUUCGCUUCGGCGUCCGGACGCGGGAUGUCGUUGACCGGCCGCACCCUGAGACUUACCAUCCGCACUUCUCGAUGGACCGCAAGGCUCCCGUCCUGAUGACCCUCGGCAGAGCGCUGCUGGAGGGCCUCGCGCAGCGCAUCGACCCCUCGGAGCCGUACGUCGCACGCAUCUCUUUCGCCGGCGCGGCGUUCCCGGUCAGCAACGCGCGCACGCUGCACGAGGCGGCGCGCGGCACGGACGCGUUCGCGGAGGAGUACGGGGACUCACUUGAGCAGCUUGAGCACAUGCUACAGGCCGCGAGCGCGGCGACGGGACCUGCAGCGCUCCGCGUGCUGGAGCUAAGGAUGGGUCUGGUCCUGCGGGACGCGGCGCCUGCCGCGCCGCCCUUCGCGUUCCCUCCCAAGUUCGGCUCCGAAGCCGCAGCUAAUGGCGCACUUGACCGCAUGUGCUCGCUCCUCGAGACUCCGGCUGUGCUGCGAAACAUCGAGUUCAUCGCAUUCAAUUGGGCACCGUUCUGGUCUGCGGCCAUGCCUCGUAUUCUGGACGUCCUGUGCGCUGCACCGGCCCUCCGCGUGGUCGAUGCCUGGGGGAUCGACCUGGGCUCCACUGGCGGCGCUGCGGUGGCGAAGCUGCUGCGCGAGUGCGAGACUCUGCAGUCGCUCAACGUGUCGCACACCAAGCUCCCGGGGGACGCCGCCGUGGCCGUGGCGCAAGCCUGCGCGGCCCGCAACCUCAGGGAGAUGAUCUUCUCCUUCCAGCCGGCGGCCGACGACGUGGCGGCGGCGCUGACGCAGUGCGGCGACACUAUGCCGAAGGCGCUCAGCAUCGGCGGGACGGACAUGACCGCGGUGGGCGUGUCGCAUGUCGCAAGGCACAUGGCGAAGGGCAACAACGUCGUCAAGCUGUGGCUGCACAGCGCCGGGGCGGGCGCACUGGCCGAGGGCCUGGCGAGCAACACGUCGCUGCGCGUGCUCUGCCUCGGUCGCACCAAGCUGGGCUCGGACGACGCGGUCAGGCUGUGCGGGGCCAUCGCUGGCAACACGGCAAUGAAGCUGGAGUACGUCGACCUGUCGAACAACCCGCUCGGCGACGUGGGGACGCAGGCGGUGGCGCAGAUGCUGGAGGCGUACGAGGCGCGGACGAACCCCGCGAAGACGGAGGUGUUCCUGUGGGGCAACAAGAUUUCGGAGCACGUGUACGGCUACAUCAUGUGCAAGCUGGGCUGGAUGAUCGACCAACCGGGCAGCUGA